Messenger RNA from Suillus clintonianus, 1642 nucleotides. RefSeq lists its product as uncharacterized. The annotation marks the transcript as partial. Lineage: Eukaryota; Fungi; Basidiomycota; Agaricomycetes; Boletales; Suillaceae. The record is from RefSeq and is a predicted model, not a curated record. The transcript is spliced from 5 exons.
CUCAACCAAGUGCCACCAUUAUCCACAACUUUCUCUUGUAAUGACACAUCCUUCAAGCAGCCCUUCCUAUGAUGGUGGUGUUGGAGAUGAUACUGGGACCAUUGCAGGCGCCAUGCAGGGUCUCAAUUUGACCCCUGCUACUCCUAGUACAAGUACCAGUUUACCUGCUCAUGCCAAAGGUGCUCACCAAGGUUCCUCCUUAAUCACUGCACCCAUGGAUCCAAAUUUGCGAUUCAUUUUUGAGCGCCGGUACCAAGCUGCUCGAGCAAGGGAACUUUCCAAUCCUGUAUGCUCUAGUGUCAUUAAUGAGAGCCCUGCCUCCACAGAACCCCAAAACCCAAUGUCAGAAGUGUCUGAGGUAGUGCAUCACCAGCCAAAUGGCACUGUGGACUCUAUUGAUGAUGUCAUUGGAACUCCCCCACCAACUUCCACUGUCAUGGAAGAUGCCAUUGACCUCACCCUUGGCAGUGAUGAGGGGAGUAGUCCUUUGCAAAAGCAACCCACACAGAAGCAGAAAAAUAUCCUGUCCACGUCGAUCAAAGUCAACACAGCCAAGCGCCGUGUUGACUCAGAUUCCAGUGAUACCUCGGAAGACGGUCCUCGAAAGCGCCGAAAGAGAACCGGAGCGCUGCCUCGUUCUGACUCAGACUCAGCGACGAGCGACACUGACAACGAACGCAGCCACGUCCCGCCACAGCGCUUGUCAAUCGAACCACCGUCGUCGAGUAGAUACUCGACCAGCAGCGUCGAAGUUACCGACACUCCGGCGAGCGGUCCAAGAUCUAUAGCGGACGCGUACAACAAUGGUAUAAAGCCUUCCGUCUCUCUUGAUGACGCACCAAGGCACUCGGCCCAGGAGAGUAGGGUUUCAGUAGUAGUGCGCACUCGCAACAGGCCGAACACUGGGAGUGCCGUGGCGUCGAGCAGCAGGGUCAGGAUGGAAGACAUGGAAGUGUCGGACGCCGAGGCCAAUACCGGUGAUCCUCAGCGAGCACGGCUCUACUCGAGUGCGAUCUCUCGAAAAGUGCGUUUGUGGGCAGAAAAACUGAAAGGAAUCCCCCGCGCGCAUUUGGAUUCCCUGUUCGACGACAGCGUAGUGGGUGUUUCUCCGUUCUCGUCGUAUUAUCUGAGCACUAACCUACGCACCUUCCGGAAACAGGUGGUUAUGUCCAAAGCCGAGAUUCUGGAGUUGUUGAGAGAGAUUGACGAAGACAAGAACUGGGCUACUCGUGCGGAAGUCGAGGAUUCUCGUCUUGAAAGGUUUCUGGUCGCCGUCGUGACUGAACAUCUGGUGAACGGGACGGAAGCCUACAGGCUCGCAAUCCGCAUCCUCGAUAACUUUGCGCAGAGGUUCCGCGGCCAGAGGUACCCGCAGACACGUAGGUGAAGGGAGAACAGGUUGACGGGAUGUAACUCGUGAGAUGCUGUAGAUGGCGUGGACGUGGAACGAGUUUCAAAAUUUUCGCAGGUGCCAGCCAUGGCGCUCAUAUUCUAGAGGGGUAACUUGUCCGUUUUUGGCGUGUGCCGUUGUCUCAUCGUCUUUGUGCGCUGUCUCACUGUCGCUAUCUUUGCUUUGUUGUCGUGCUUUGUCAAUGCUUUGUGAACGUUAGAACGUUGACGUUCUUUGCUCUGAUAUUUUUUU